UGAAUUUUUGAAGAAAGUUGGAAAGAAAUUAUUAUCUGCACUUGGUGUAUCUAUAGACAUCUUGCAUCGUACUAAUUUUUUAUGACUAAUUUCUUAGACUAUAGCAUGAUCAUCUAAAGGUUCUACAUGCAAAAAAUGUAUAAAAAUUCUAAAAUUUGUUACGAGGAAAUCAAAUAAUCUUAAAAAUAAAAAAUUUAGAAACAAACAUAAUUCAAUUAAUAAACAAUGACUUGGAACCGUGCACAAAUUUAAUUUAAAAGAUAUUAAAUUUUGAUGCUAAAACCAAACUCCUAUAUUUAUAUAGAAAAAAAAGAUGGUGGUUUGCGAAUUCCUACGAUUUAAAGACCACAAGAAUUAUAAAUUUCUUCCCCAUUAAAUUUUUUUUUUUUUUUUUGAGAGAAAGGUCGCAUGCUACCUGUUUCGUUUAUUUCAUUUAGAAAUAAAAUUAGUUGGAAAUGCUUCCCCAUUAAAUUUCUAAUGCAAAUUUAUGAAUGGACUUAUACACCGGGUCUAGGCAAAAGUAUCUCCAAUCUCCCGCCAUUUUCCAUUUCCCCAAUUCCUCCGCUCCUAUAAAACGCACUCCUCGAUAGCGUGCUCCCUCUUCGCGAUGCUUCUCCACUCCCUCCUCCUUAGAACCCUAACCCUAGCCCCUUUCAUCGUCCCCGAUCCUCUCCCCUCUCCUUGAGACCCAUCCGCCUCCACCGCCUCCGCGAUCUCUGCCGGGAAGCGCGAGCUCUCGGCGGCGGCUAUGGCGAUGGCGGCGGCGAUGGCGAUGGCGGCAGCGGCGGCGCUGAGCCGCGCCACUACGAUGGUGAUCGUCGCGGCGUGGUACGCCUCCAACGUCGGGAUACUCCUCCUCAACAAGUACCUCCUCAGCAACUACGGCUUCAGGUACCCGAUCUUCCUCACCCUGUGCCACAUGGCCGCGUGCUCCAUCCUCAGCUACGCCUCGGUCGCGUGGGUGGGGAUCCCGCCGCUCCAGCGCCUGCGGACGCGCGCCAGAGCCGCGAGGAUCGCCGCGCUCGGCCUCGUCUUCUGUGUCUCCGUCGUCGGCGGCAACGUCUCGCUCCGCUACAUCCCUGUCUCCUUCAACCAGGCCGUGGGCGCCACCACGCCCUUCUUCACCGCCGUCCUCUCCUACAUCUUCACCAGAAGGCGCGAGACGUGGUACACAUAUGCCGCGCUCGUCCCUGUCGUAGCUGGCGUUGUCAUCGCGAGCUGGGGAGAGCCAAGCUUCCAUUUUUUUGGUUUCGUCAUGUGCGUAGCAGCAACUUCUGCACGGGCUCUUAAGACGGUGUUGCAAGAGAUUAUACUGUCUUCAGAGCGGGAGAAACUUGACUCUAUGAAUCUCCUCCUCUACAUGGCUCCAGUUGCUGUAAUCCUCUUGCUUCCUGCCUCAACUAUAAUUGAGGAAAAUGUGGUCAGCAUCACGAUAGCACUUGCUAGAGAAGAUUUCAAAAUUAUUUGGUACCUUCUCUUCAAUUCUUGCUUGGCAUUCAUAGUGAACUUGACCAAUUUCUUGGUUACCAAACAUACCAGCGCAUUGACUGUUCAGGUUCUUGGAAAUGCUAAAGGUGCUGUCGCGGUGGUCGUCUCGAUCCUUAUUUUCAGGAAUCCUGUAUCCGCGACAGGAAUACUAGGCUAUACUCUCGCCGUCAUCGGCAUCUUCCUCUAUAGCAAAGCUAAGAAACGCAAAGACUGAGAUACUACACAUUGGAAUAUUGAAAAGGGAAAAUAAAAAGGAAAAAAAAAGAAACAGAAAACAGAGUAAAUAAACUGCCUUUUUACCUUACCAGUUUGGCAGGUCUUUGGUCAAAGCUGGAUUCGCUGUGCACCCUUUUUUUUCUUUCCGAUUGAACAGCACAUUGUUUGGGCCGGCGAGGAACAAAAAUUCUACAGAAAUCGACAGUAUACGUAUAGUGACAUUCUAACCUUCAGCUAUUACCAUACUAUUCGGUAUAGAGAAUUAGGUAUUACUCUAUUCUGUUUUACGGUUCCAUUUGGUGAUGAAUGUUCUUCGGUAUUUUCUUGUACAUGUAAUUCUUUGAAUUUCUUUACCCUCCUAUGAUUCUUCUCAAUUGUGUAUAACUUCCUUAUCAAUAUGUGCACACUGCAAUAAAUAUGGAUUCUUCUAUUAA
Messenger RNA from Ananas comosus (pineapple), 2138 nucleotides. Its product is annotated as probable sugar phosphate/phosphate translocator At3g11320. Gene Ontology annotation, cellular component: Golgi apparatus. The record is from RefSeq and is a predicted model, not a curated record. Lineage: Eukaryota; Viridiplantae; Streptophyta; Magnoliopsida; Poales; Bromeliaceae. The transcript has 4 exons. Gene Ontology annotation, molecular function: antiporter activity. Bases 749 to 1702 code for a protein of 317 amino acids.